AUUACACGUAGCGCGAGCUUAGCGGUGUGUGUGUGUGUGUGUGUGUGUGUGUGAGAGAGAGUGUGAGAGAGAGAGAGUGAGUGAGAGAGAGAGAGAGAGAGAGAGGAGGCGGUAUGGAGGUUUUGUGGCUCCUGCCGCUUCUCGUUGUGCCGGUCCUUUUUUGGACCAGCACCACGUUCGUUUACUAUUUCAAAAAAUGUUUCUACGUGGCUUAUAUGAUGCUGUUGGCUUUGAUCGCGAUACCCAUCUGCAUCCUUAAAAGCGGCGGACGGGACGUCGAGAAUAUGCGGGUCAUUCGCUUCUUGGUGCGCCAUGUGAAGUACCUCUUGGGUCUACGCUUUGAGGUCAGUGGCUGGGAGCAUCUGCAGUCAGAGGGGCCGUAUGUAAUCAUCUCCAACCACCAGUCUUCACUUGAUGUCCUGGGUCUGAUGGAGGUUUUGCCUGAUCGCUGCACCACUAUUGCCAAGAAGGAACUGCUGUGGGCAGGAACAGUGGGCAUGGUUUGCUGGCUGGGGGGCAUCGUGUUCAUCAACCGCAAGAAAACAAGUGAUGCUAAGAGCGUUAUGACCGACGCUGCCAAGACCAUGCUACAUGACAAGAUCCGCCUGUGGGUGUUUCCUGAAGGAACACGGAACCAGAAAGGUGAUAUUCUGCCAUUUAAAAAGGGGGCAUUUCAUCUGGCAGUUCAGGCUCAGGCACCCAUCAUCCCCAUUGUGUUCUCCUCCUAUAGCAACUUCUACCUUCGGAAGGAGAAAGAGUUCAAAUCAGGAACGAUCACUCUGAAGAUCCUCCCCAAAAUUGCUACCAAAGGCCUGACAUCAGAUGAUGUGUCGUCACUCUGUGAACGGUUGCAUGCCGUGAUGCAUGCUGAAUUUCGGGAAAUUUCCAGCCCAUCACCUCAGUCCAAUGGGCCGUCCAAUCACUGAGCAUUUCGGCGAUUUCAUCUACUGUUUCUCUCCUAUUGCCUCUAAUAGUCGCAAUGCUCUCUGGCGGCUCGAGACUUUGCAGUCAUGGUGAUUGACGGUAGCUGUGGCAACUAGACACUUCCAGUAUCUUCUUCAGUGUCCAUAUAAAGCCACAUUACACACACACACCAACACACACACACUUAUAUGCCUAUAUAUACACACACAUCUAAUACACUCUGGUCUCUCAUUGGGACUUUUGGAAGUGUGUGGGUGUGGAGUUGAGGGCAGUGACCGCUGUCCUUGCCCAUUGGAGACAGUCUGUUUGGAGCAUUUUCCUUCUUUCAAUAGGUUUGUUUCAGAAAGGAAGUUUGUUGUGGAUGUGCAUUAAUCAUGCAUGCCUUUGGAUGCUUUUUCUCUCCUUUGCUUUUUUAAAAUCCUGGGUAGUUUGGCAUUUUAUUUUAUAUUUUUCGUCCCUUCCUUGAUAAUCAUUUACUUGUAGCUGAUCUUUUAGGUCUUCACAUACUCUUUUAAAUAAUUUUUCAUCUAGUUUUUGUUUGUUUAAUCGUCUUUUGCCAUCAGUCCUGCCUUAGGACUCAGCCAAUUAAAAGUGUACUUUAAGUGUAACUACCACCAGUGGCAAACUUUCACCAUUCCAAGACCUACCCCAUGAAGCAGAAGUCGGUAACUUGGGAGGAAUUUUUCACUUGGUUAUACUCAGUGUUGAUAAAAUAUUUUUCCCUAAUAAGCCUUAUCAUUAGAGUUUGCACGUAAAAAAACUAAGCCUUUCUGUUGCUUAGCCUUAUUUAUUUUGUAUUCCUGCCUUUUUACAUUUUGUCCCUUGUUUUGGAAAACGUACCUCUUAAGCUGUAAAUGUCAAAGGUAAUUUCAUAAAGUGCAGUGUUAGAUUGUACUAGGCAUAUUGGCUACUAAAAAAAAGUAAAUUAAAUAUAGCCUGUUAAAAUGUAGUAUUUAAUAAUUUAUUUCACAUGUGAAUUAGAAGUAGCUAUUUGUGGUGCUGUUAUCUUUGCUGUGAUGCAUUUAAUCUGUGUCAUAAGCUUACUCAGUGCUGCCAGAUUAAACAGUAUCCACCACAAUCUGGCUAUUUUUUAUCGCCUUCAGAUAAAACAGCCUUAGUCCGCUCAUUGCAUUUCAAAGUAACAUUUUCAGGACGGGUUCUAAGCAUCUACAUGAUGCUUUCAAUCUGGCAAAUGUAAAUGUACAUGUACACAGACCGUUACAUAAGACCUUUGGUUAGCACCACACACAUGACCUGUCUCCAUGCAUGCAUAUGCUACAUGUGUGUGGAUAAUUACAAAACCUUUGGUAUUCGUAUAUAACACUUCUAAAUCAAAUGUGGCCUGCUAUGAAAAUAAUAGACUGAUUUUUAAAAUAACCUUUUUGGUUAAUGAUUAUUUAUUCAUAUGUUUAAUUAAAAAAAAAUACAUUUGUUGGUAUAAUCAGGUAAUGUACUAAAACAAAUGCUAUAAAGUGUUCUUGUGCCAUGUGUGUGAAGUUUCUUAGCUACCACUUACAGCACUGUGAGUCAGUUAGUGAUCAGUGAUGGAUGAGAGUAUUGAAGAGCGUGGGGUGGGUGACAUUGUUUUGAUUUGUUUUCUGCAAACUAUAAUUUUUCCCAGUACUGGCUCAGUUUAUUUUGUGUAAGAUUGCAGAUUUAAAAUAUCUUACUAAGGUUACCUUACUAAAAAUUAUGUAAAACCUCUUUUUUUUUUUUUUUUCCUUGAAGGUAUAACCUUUAUUUUUAAAAAGAAUUUUCCAAAAAAAAGUAGCUGAACAAUACUCUGAAAACCACCAAAUAUAUAUUUGAAGUUGAUUCUUGUUUAUCUCUGCUUGUCAUUUUUGAUUGACAAACUUUAAUUGUGCUUAAUGUUGUUGAAACUAGGCAUUUCCAUACCUGUAUUUCCAUUUCAUUUGGGUUGAAAUAAAUAUUUGUUUCAUUCGAAAUGCCAAGCAGUUGUUAAGAUUUUUUUCUUCCCUAGAUCCCUCAUUAGUACAGUCAUGACCCAUAUUUUUCUUAAAUGUACGACUAAAACUAAAAUCUAAUCUGUAAUCAAAUUCUUUAACGUCUACUAUAUGGCCAAAAGUUUGUAAAAACCUGAUCAAUAUGCUGAUCUCAAGCAAAUGAUUGCAACAAACAUUCAAAGCACGCAAUCGUCUAGAACAAGGGUAGGCAAACUUUUUGGCUCAAGACUGGCAGGGCCAGUAGCAGAUGGGAAGAUGAACUAAUAUAAUAGUAUACUAGUAUAAUUACAUAGGAAACCCAAAACAGCUAGUUGCUAGCAUACAGUAGUUAGCAUGCUUGCUAAGCUUUAUAACUGAGCACUUUAUUAGGAAGACUAUACUAAUACUGGGAAAAGACUCCCUUUGCCUUAAAAACAGCCUCAAUUCCUUUUGGAUGGGUUCCACAAGGCCUUCCUUUGAGAUUCUGGACCUUGUUGAAAAUUGUAUCACUCAGUUGCCAGAUUCUUUGACUGCACUCCAUGCUGCAACUGUCCAGUUCUACUACAUUUGUAUGGUGUUCUAUUGGAUCUAGAUCUGGUGACUGGGCUGCUGAUAACACAGCAAAACUCAUUGCCUUGUUUGUAGAACUCAUUUAAGUUGACUUUUGCUUUCUGAUAUGGAGCACAAUCAUGGAGCCAAUAGAAGAUGGUAAUAUCUGACCUUGAAGGAAUGUACAUGAUCAGCAAUAAUAUUAAAAUUAUUUGUGGCACUAAAGUGAUUAUUUAUUGGUAUUCACAUGCCUAAUAUGUGACGAGAAAACAUUCCCCACAUCAUUACACCAACUCCACCAGCCUGGAUUGUUGACCAUCUUUGUGUUUCAGCAGAAAUCGAGAUUCAUCAUACCAGGCUACAUUUAUUUCAUUUCGGUUCUCCACAAUUGUACAGAGCAGUCAUGAGUUAAUAUAGCCGUCGUCAGCUCAAAACUGUCUGGUUAUUCUCUGUUGACCCCUUAUCAUCCAGGCAAUUUCUAUCUGCAGAUCUGAUACUCUCUGUAUACAUAUUUAUUUCUCAGAAAAACCUUAGGACUAAUGAACUGCUCAACUACUGUGCGUGAAAAUACUUGAUCAACAGUUCUAGAAAUACACACCAAUUCAGUACACCCUGUCUGGCACAAUUCUCUUGCCAUGGGCAACUGAGAUCCCCCAAAUUCCAUUUUGAUGGUUUAAACUCCUGGUCUGUAUCUGCAGGAUUUUAUGCAUUUCAUUAGUCACACUAUCGGUUGAUUAGAUAAUUGCAUGAAAGUGUAGGUGUACUGGUAUUCCUAAUAAACUGAUUGUGAAGUUAAAUUUUGCCCAUAUACUGUAUAUUUCCAAACUUCAUCAAAUGCAUGUCUGACAUCCAAAUUUUGCUUGGUAUCUUUGUCCUGGAUUACAAAGACUUAACAAUAAGCGAAGAUUUAGCACUGCUCAAAAAUAACUUCCAUUACUAGAUGUUAUGAUAACAUGUAAUGCGGUAAAUAUAUUUAUUACACCUUUAAGUAAAAAAUUAAACUGAAUGUCAAAACUACCAAAAUGAAUGUGACCCACUACUCUAAAAGGCAUGUGUCCUUAUUUAAACCUGUCUUUUACAGGAAAUAUAGAAAUGCAUGCUUUAUGUAAAACUGUAUAUUCUCAGUGAUCCAUAUAACAUGUACACAAGUGAUUGUAUUUACAGUAUUGUUCAGAACAUAUUGAUUUUUGAUGAGUAUGAUACAUUUUAUGGAUGUGAAAGUUCAUACUGAUACAGAAUCCAGACUAUUUGGGAUUUCAAAUAAAUAGCAAACGUCUAAACCAUUAAUAGUUCAUAUUAUUAUAAUUGCACUGAAGCGCUUAAUGUUGAGCACUUUGAUUUGUUUGGAGCUUUUUCAUUUUGUUUUGUUUAUUUUUUUCAAGUCACUAAAGCUGUUCCUGGUAAAAACUGGUGGUUAGUUAUAAAAUGCUGUUUAUUGCAUUGAAGGAAACUGUUCUAUCCAUCACCUUUAAUUUGUGUGUACGAUCUGGUCUGGUGUGUUUUGAUGAAUUUGUAUUACAAAUGCACAAAAUGUUCAGUGUGAAAGCCCAUUGUAAAAUCUAAUAUUACAUUGUAAUUAUACACAAAGAUGCAGUAGAUCUGAAAACAGCCUGUGUAAACUACCUUGGAUAAAUAAACUUAAAUAAAUGUCAUCUUUUUCCACAUGAUAA
Tachysurus vachellii is the source of this 5086-nucleotide messenger RNA. It is a transcript of the gene agpat2, whose product is annotated as 1-acylglycerol-3-phosphate O-acyltransferase 2 (lysophosphatidic acid acyltransferase, beta). NCBI's taxonomy places the organism in Eukaryota, Metazoa, Chordata, Actinopteri, Siluriformes, Bagridae. Gene Ontology annotation, molecular function: 1-acylglycerol-3-phosphate O-acyltransferase activity. Gene Ontology annotation, biological process: phosphatidic acid biosynthetic process. The record is from RefSeq and is a predicted model, not a curated record. The transcript is spliced from 6 exons. Gene Ontology annotation, cellular component: membrane; endoplasmic reticulum. Bases 114 to 926 code for a protein of 270 amino acids.